This is a messenger RNA of Nannospalax galili (Upper Galilee mountains blind mole rat), 2277 nucleotides long. It is a transcript of the gene Yars1, whose product is annotated as tyrosyl-tRNA synthetase. The record is from RefSeq and is a predicted model, not a curated record. Gene Ontology annotation, molecular function: tyrosine-tRNA ligase activity; ATP binding; tRNA binding. Gene Ontology annotation, biological process: tyrosyl-tRNA aminoacylation. Lineage: Eukaryota; Metazoa; Chordata; Mammalia; Rodentia; Spalacidae.
GAGGUUCUUGGGGAAGAGAAGCUGAAGGAGAUACUGAAGGAGCGAGAACUUAAAGUUUACUGGGGCACAGCGACCACAGGGAAGCCACACGUGGCUUACUUUGUGCCCAUGUCCAAGAUUGCUGACUUCCUGAAGGCAGGAUGUGAGGUAACGAUUCUGUUUGCGGACCUUCAUGCAUACCUGGACAACAUGAAAGCCCCAUGGGAACUUCUAGAACUCCGAACCACCUACUAUGAGAAUGUGAUCAAGGCAAUGCUGGAGAGCAUUGGUGUGCCCCUGGAGAAGCUCAGGUUUAUCAAAGGCACUGAUUACCAGCUCAGCAAAGAGUACACACUGGAUGUGUACCGACUGUCUUCUGUGGUCACACAACAUGAUGCCAAGAAGGCUGGAGCUGAGGUUGUAAAGCAGGUGGAGCACCCUUUACUGAGUGGUCUGUUGUACCCCGGACUGCAGGCUUUGGAUGAAGAAUAUUUAAAAGUGGAUGCUCAAUUUGGAGGUAUUGAUCAGAGAAAGAUUUUCACCUUUGCAGAGAAGUACCUCCCUGCACUUGGCUAUGCAAAACGGAUCCAUCUGAUGAAUCCCAUGGUCCCAGGAUUAACUGGGAGCAAAAUGAGCUCUUCAGAAGAGGAGUCCAAAAUCGACCUCCUUGAUCAGAAAGAGGACGUGAAGAAAAAGCUAAAGAAGGCCUUCUGUGAGCCAGGCAAUGUGGAGAACAACGGGGUUCUGUCCUUCAUCAAGUAUGUCCUCUUUCCACUCAAGUCUGAGUUUGUGAUCCUUCGAGAUGAGAAAUGGGGUGGAAACAAAACCUAUACUGUUUACCUGGACCUGGAAAAGGACUUUGCUGCUGAGGUUGUACAUCCUGGAGACCUAAAGAAUUCUGUUGAAGUUGCCCUGAACAAGUUGCUGGAUCCAAUUCGGGAAAAGUUUAACACCCCAGCCCUGAAGAAACUGUCCAGUGCUGCCUACCCAGAUCCUUCAAAGCAGAAGCCCACUGCCAAAGGCCCUGCCAAGAAUUCAGAACCAGAGGAGAUCAUCCCAUCCCGGCUGGAUAUCCGUGUGGGGAAGAUCAUCAGUGUGGAGAAGCACCCAGAUGCAGACAGCCUAUAUGUGGAGAAGAUUGACAUGGGGGAAGCAGAGCCCAGGACUGUGGUGAGCGGCCUGGUGCAGUUUGUGCCCAAACAGGAGCUACAGGACAGGCUGGUGGUGGUGCUGUGCAAUCUGAAACCUCAGAAGAUGAGAGGAGUGGAAUCCCAAGGCAUGCUACUGUGUGCUUCUAUAGAAGGGGCGAGCCGCCAGGUUGAACCUCUGGACCCCCCUGCAGGUUCUGCUCCUGGUGAGCAUGUGUUUGUAAAGGGCUACGAGAAGGGCCAACCAGAUGAAGAGCUCAAGCCCAAGAAGAAAGUUUUCGAGAAACUUCAGGCCGACUUUAAAAUUUCUGAGGACUGCAUUGCACAAUGGAAGCAAACCAACUUCAUGACCAAGCUGGGGUUCAUCUCCUGUAAAUCACUAAAAGGGGGUAACAUUAGCUAGCCAGCCAGCAUCUUCCUCUCCCACCAUCCUGUCUGCUGUCCCAAUUCGUUUCACCUAUUCACCCAUCAUCUCUCAGGACACUGAAGCCACAGGUCUGGAACUGUUGAUGAGUUCCCAAACUCAACAGGGGACAGCUCAUUUCUGGGAUCCCAUCUGGGAUCAUCCCCACCCUGCUGCAAUGAAACCAACCCCCUAGGGUAAGGAGGCUGGACGAGGCUGGGCAGCAGUAGACCAGCAGUAGCAGACCAGCUGUAACUUCUUCCCUUGCCAGCUGAUUACGAAGUCUGGUUUCAAUAUAACUCCUAGAAAAAGUUUAUGCCACAAUCCUUGUAAUUGGAAAAACAUUGGUUCCCAGGUUCCCUAGGAGUUAUCCUAGCAUCUGUGCCUCUAGCUGGGCUCUGGUGCCUGGACUGGGCUAAUUACAGCUGCUCCCCAACAGGAAAUUGUGGGAUUUGAAAAGAGAAACAGAGAACCUAGUGGUCUACCAAGCUUCCAGAGCUGACAGCUUUCUCAAGCCUGCCUACCCUGAGGCCUGGCACUGGUGGCAGGACCCACCCCAGUGCUAUUGAAAUUUCCUUUGAUCAGCUAGGUUGGGACAUUCCCUAAACCUGCUGUGUGUUAGCAUCAGGGUCAGAGUGGACUGGCACAGUGUGGUGCUUUCUUCAUAGAGGGUAGGAUACUUCAUAAGGCGUCUCAGUCACAUCACUAACCACCACUGUCAAAUUCAAAUAAAAUAUAUGAAUGACA